AGGAGAGGCCCCAAAGAAGGACUCAGCCAGAGCCUAUUCCCUGAGCUCAGCCGGUCCUUGAAUCCCGCUCCUGCCCCUCAGACCCAGCGCACCGGGUGCCUCCCCUGAGAGCCGCCAGGAGGGACUGUGGGACCGGAACGUGCGGGGGCGCAGGAGCUGGGCACCGCCCGUCCUUCGGAGGGAGGGUGGAGAGAGAGUGCAGUGGUGCCAAUUGCUCUCGCUGCGUCAGGGGUUCCAGAUAGCCAGAACCGCAAAAGCAGGCGGGGGUGUCCCAGAGUCAGCUCUGCCUGCACCCCAGGGCACUGGGGCCGGGCGUGGGGCGGGGGGUGGUAUAAGAGGACAGCCCAGCAGACGGCUGGGGAUCUUGGAGCCCAGCUGUGUGCCAGCCCAAGUCCGAACUUGGAUCACAUCAGAUCCUCUCGAGCUCCAGCAGGAGAGGCCCUUCCUCGCCUUGCAGCCCCUGAGCGGCUCAGCAGGGCACCAUGGCAGGAUCCCUUCUCCUGCCCCUGCAGAUCCUACUGCUAUCGUUAGCCCUGGGAACUGCCGGACAAGAAGCCCAGGGUGACAAGAUUAUUGAUGGUGCCCCAUGUACAAGAGGCUCCCACCCAUGGCAGGUGGCCCUGCUCAGUGGCAAUCAGCUGCACUGCGGAGGCGUCCUGGUCAAUGAGCGCUGGGUGCUGACUGCCGCCCACUGCAAGAUGAAUGACUACACCGUGCACCUGGGCAGUGAUACGCUGGGCGACAGGAAAGCUCAGAGGAUCAAGGCUUCGAGGUCAUUCCGCCACCCUGGCUACUCCACACAGACCCAUGUUAAUGACCUCAUGCUCGUGAAGCUCAAUAGCCGGGCCAGGCUGUCAUCCACGGUGAAGCCAGUCAGGCUGCCCUCCCGCUGCGAACCCCCUGGAACCACCUGUACUGUCUCUGGCUGGGGCACUACCACGAGCCCAGAUGUGACCUUUCCCUCUGACCUCAUGUGCGUGGAUGUCAAGCUCAUCUCCUCCCAGGACUGCACGAAAGUUUAUAAGGACAUGCUGGGAAAUUCCAUGCUGUGCGCUGGCAUCCCCAACUCCAAGAAAAACGCCUGCAAUGGUGACUCGGGGGGACCGUUGGUGUGCAGAGGUACCCUGCAAGGUCUGGUGUCCUGGGGAACUUUCCCUUGCGGCCAACCCAACGACCCAGGAGUCUACACUCAAGUCUGCAAGUUCACCAAGUGGAUAAAUGACACCAUGAAAAAGCAUCGCUAACACCCCACCAAGAGUUAAAUAACUGUGUGCUUCGAACAGAAAAUGCACAGGAGUAAGGACGCUGAUGACCCGUAAAGUCAUAUUUGACUUUACCUUUCCUCAGAGAUAUACUUAAACCUCAUGCCCUGUUUGUAAACCAAUCAAAUUGGUAAAGACCUAAAACCAAAACAAGUAAGGAAACAAAACCCUCAGUGCUGGAGAAGACUCAGUGAGACCGUCACUCUCAAACACUGGAAGUGGAUGUUCUACAGUCUUGAUGGAAGACAGUUGGUCAACGUACACCGAGACCCUUAUUCACCACCUUUGAUCCAGUAACGCUAGUCUUAGGAAGAACCUAUUAAAAAAAAAAAAUCCAAACUGUAGAACAAGACUUGAAUUUAUCAUAAUAUUAUUUAUCACAGAAAUAAAGUGAAAACAUCAAACAUGUUCCAAAAGUACUGGAUGGCUUAAAUAAUAGUCUGGUUUGGCACAAUGAUUUUUUUUUUCUUUGAGACAGAGUCUCACUCUGUUGCCCGGGUUACAGUGCAGUGAUGCAAUCUUGGCUCACUGUAACCUCUGCCUCCUGGAUUCAAGUGAUUCUCAUGUCUCAGCCUCCCAAGUACCUGGGACUACAGGUGUGCACCACCACACCAGGCUAAUUUUUUGUGUAUUUUUACUAGAGACAGGGUUUCACCAUGUUGGCCAGCGUGGUCUCGAACGCCUGACCUCAGAUGACCCACCCACCUUGACCUCCCAAAGUGCUGGGAUUACAGGCAUGAGCCACCACGCCUAGCUCACAAUGAUAUUAUAAACCUAUUAAAAAUGAUUCUUAGAAUUGUUAGUAUUAUGCAAGAAUGUUUAGGCUAUAUGAUGCUAAAUGAUAAAAGGAAGAGACAAAAAUAUAUAUGUAUGUGAACUUAACCAUAAAAAAUAAAAUAUUCACAGAAUCAAAUCUGAAAACACAUGUCCCAGACUGCAUACUGGGGUCGUCAUGAGGUGUCUCCUUCUUUCUGUGUACUUUUCCUUGCAUGUGUGCUUUUAUAACAUGAAAAAUAAAGGCGGGAAAAAAAGUC
Cercocebus atys (sooty mangabey) is the source of this 2296-nucleotide messenger RNA. RefSeq names its product kallikrein-related peptidase 7 (gene KLK7). The record is from RefSeq and is a predicted model, not a curated record. Gene Ontology annotation, biological process: proteolysis; positive regulation of antibacterial peptide production. Gene Ontology annotation, molecular function: serine-type endopeptidase activity. Lineage: Eukaryota; Metazoa; Chordata; Mammalia; Primates; Cercopithecidae. The transcript is spliced from 6 exons. The coding region runs from base 483 to 1244 and encodes 253 amino acids.